This is a messenger RNA of Lachancea dasiensis, 1656 nucleotides long. NCBI's taxonomy places the organism in Eukaryota, Fungi, Ascomycota, Saccharomycetes, Saccharomycetales, Saccharomycetaceae. The record is from the annotation of a GenBank genome assembly.
AUGAAUUUUGGAAGUCAAACUCCCACAAUUGUGGUUUUAAAAGAGGGAACUGAUGCAUCUCAGGGCCGUGGCCAAAUCAUUUCAAAUAUCAAUGCAUGCAUGGCGAUCCAAGACUCGCUAAGGCCCACUUUGGGACCUUUAGGCUCGGAUAUUCUGAUUGUGUCUUCUAAUGGCAAGACCACGAUUUCCAACGAUGGGGCAACGAUUUUGAAGCUUCUGGACGUGGUGCAUCCUGCUGCCAAAACGCUAGUGGACAUAUCCAGAGCGCAAGACGCCGAAGUUGGAGACGGUACCACGAGUGUGACUAUUCUAGCAGGUGAGCUCAUGAAGGAGGCCAAACCAUUUUUGGAAGAAGGAAUUUCGUCGCAUGUCAUUGUCAAGGGCUACAGAAAGGCCUCAAACUUGGCGGUGAACAAGAUCAAAGAAUUGGCUUCUUCGGUCUCAACAGAAAAUGGCACCAACCGUGAGCUGCUGGAGCGGUGUGCCAGGACCGCAAUGUCUUCGAAGUUAAUCAGCAGUAACGCUGACUUCUUCGUGAAGAUGUGUGUGGACUCGGUACUUUCCUUAGAUCAAGAAGAAUUGGACGACAAACUGAUUGGGAUCAAGAAAAUUCCCGGAGGUGCCAUGGAAGACUCGAUUUUCGUAAAUGGGGUUGCGUUCCAAAAGACAUUCUCGUAUGCUGGGUUCGAACAACAACCUAAAAAGUUUUCAAACCCCAAGGUGCUGAGUUUGAAUGUCGAGCUAGAAUUAAAGGCUGAAAAGGAUAACGCCGAGGUAAGGGUUGAACACGUAGAGGACUAUAACGCCGUGGUAGACGCAGAAUGGCAAAUCAUAUUGGAUAAGCUUCGUCAAAUUGAAGAAUCUGGUGCCAACAUUGUUCUAUCCAAACUUCCUAUUGGUGAUCUGGCGACCCAGUAUUUUGCCGACAGAAACAUUUUCUGCGCUGGUAGAGUAGUGGCUGACGAUUUGGACCGUGCAAUUUUAGCAGUCGGUGGUGCCAUUCAAUCGACCACUUCUGACAUAAAACCGGAACACUUAGGUACUUGCGAGUUUUUCGAAGAGGUUCAGGUGGGCUCAGAGCGUUAUAACAUUUUCAAGGGUUGUCCGCAAGCCAAAACAUGCACUUUGCUACUACGUGGUGGUGCUGAACAAGUCAUAGCCGAGGUAGAACGUUCCCUUCACGAUGCUAUAAUGGUUGUAAAGCGUGCCAUCAAAAGUAAGCUUGUUGUUGCUGGUGGUGGUGCUAUUGAGAUGGAAAUUUCCAAGUACCUAAGGGAUGAAUCAAAGAAGAUCGCUGGAAAGCAACAGCUGAUAAUCAAUGCCUUCGCCAAGGCUCUAGAGGUCAUUCCCAGACAGCUUUGUGAGAACGCAGGUCUCGACGCAACCGAUAUCUUGAAUCGCUUAAGAAUGGCCCACAGCAAAGGUGAAAAAUGGUUUGGGGUUGAUUUUGAAACUGAAAGUGUUGGUGACAAUUUUGCCAAGUUCGUAUGGGAACCUGCUUUGGUCAAGAUAAAUGCUUUGAGCAGUGCUACCGAAGCCACAAAUUUGAUUUUGUCCGUCGACGAAACUAUCAAAAACAAGGAAAGCCAACCCGCGAAUGCUGGAAUGAUGCCUCCCCCAGGUGGUGCUAGAGGUAGAGGAGUACCUAUGCGCUAA